Drosophila persimilis is the source of this 1636-nucleotide messenger RNA. Its product is annotated as alpha-amylase A. The transcript is spliced from 2 exons. Lineage: Eukaryota; Metazoa; Arthropoda; Insecta; Diptera; Drosophilidae. Gene Ontology annotation, biological process: carbohydrate metabolic process. The record is from RefSeq and is a predicted model, not a curated record. Gene Ontology annotation, molecular function: alpha-amylase activity; cation binding. The coding region runs from base 78 to 1562 and encodes 494 amino acids.
CUCCAGACACCGUAUAUAAGGCGCAGCAACAGCCGGAUUGGACUCAGAGUGAAACAUAGGUUCCAUCUAGCAUCAACAUGUUCCUGACAAAGACCCUCGGGUGCAUCGCCUUCCUGGCGAUCGCCAGCGCCCAGUUCAACACCAACUACGUUGGUGGCCGCAGCGGCAUGGUCCACCUCUUCGAGUGGAAGUGGGACGACAUCGCCGCCGAGUGCGAGAACUUCCUGGGCCCCCAGGGCUACGCCGGUCUUCAGGUGUCGCCCGUCAACGAGAACGCCGUGAAGAGUGGGCGUCCGUGGUGGGAGCGCUACCAGCCCAUCUCCUACAAGCUGACCACCCGUUCCGGCAACGAGGAGCAGUUCGCCAGCAUGGUCAGGCGCUGCAACAACGCCGGAGUGCGCACCUACGUGGACGUCAUCUUCAACCACAUGGCAGCCGAUGGCGGCACCUACGGCACAGCCGGCAGCACCGCCAGCCCCAGCUCCAAGAGCUACCCCGCAGUGCCCUACUCCUCCCUGGACUUCAACCCCACCUGCGCCAUCACCAACUACAACGACGCCAACCAGGUGCGCAACUGCGAGCUGGUCGGCCUGCGUGACCUCAACCAGGGCAACUCGUACGUCCAGGAGAAGGUUUCCGAUUUCCUGAACCACUUGAUCGAUCUGGGUGUGGCCGGAUUCCGCGUGGACGCUGCCAAGCACAUGUGGCCCGCAGAUCUGGGCGUCAUCUAUGGCCGCCUCAAGAACCUGAACACCGAUCACGGCUUCGCGUCCGGAUCCAGGCCCUACAUCGUCCAGGAGGUCAUCGACAUGGGUGGCGAGGCCAUCAGCAAAACCGAGUACACUGGCCUGGGCGCCAUCACCGAGUUCCGCCACUCCGACUCCAUCGGCAAGAUCUUCCGCGGCAAGGAAAAGCUGACCUACAUGUCCAACUGGGGCACCGGCUGGGGCUUCGCUGCCUCCGAUCGCUCGCUCGUCUUCGUCGACAACCACGACAACCAGCGCGGACACGGUGCAGGUGGUGCUGAUGUGCUCACCUACAAGGUGCCCAAGCAGUACAAGAUGGCCUCCGCCUUCAUGCUGGCCCAUCCCUUCGGCACUCCCCGUGUGAUGUCCUCCUUCUCCUUCACCGACACCGACCAGGGCCCACCCACCACCGACGGACAGAACAUUGCCUCUCCCACCUUCAACAGCGACAAGUCCUGCGGCGGCGGAUGGGUGUGCGAGCACCGCUGGCGCCAGAUCUACAACAUGGUGGCCUUCAGGAACGCCGCCGGCGAUGCCGAUCUCCAGAACUGGUGGUCCAACGGAAGCAACCAGAUCUCCUUCAGCCGUGGAAACAGGGCCUUCGUGGCCUUCAACAACGACAACUACGACCUCAACAGCUCCCUGCAGACCGGCCUGCCCGCCGGCACCUACUGCGACGUCAUCUCCGGCGAGAAGAGCGGCUCCUCCUGCACCGGCAAGACCGUCACCGUUGGCUCCGAUGGACGCGCCAGCAUCUCCAUUAGCAGCUCCGCUGACGAUGGUGUCCUGGCCAUUCACGUCAACGCCAUGUUGUAAGGGACUCAACAUGUGAGACCCCAGCAAUCAAUCGAGAUUAUUACUAUUAAAUACACAAUGAGAGCAUAGCAAAA